Molecule: messenger RNA, 660 nt
Organism: Sphenostylis stenocarpa
Lineage: Eukaryota; Viridiplantae; Streptophyta; Magnoliopsida; Fabales; Fabaceae
Source: the annotation of a GenBank genome assembly
AUGCCAUCUCACCGCCACUCGCGCUCCACCCUCAGUGACAUCGAUUCCUCCAUUGACCACCUUGACAAUGGACCUUACCACCCUCGUUGGUUUGCAUGUUGUGUAUGGUCAUGCCUUGUUGUGUUCUUCUUGAUCAUAGUCUUUCUCUUUCUAUGCAUCACCUACUUGUCGUUUCUCAAGUCAGGGAUGCCAAUAGUUUAUUUGAGAUCCUUCAACGUAACCGAGUUUCAAGUAGAUAAAGGGUCAAGAAAGAUGAAUGCUGUUAUAGGGUUAGGGCUACUGUUCUCUAACACGAAUGAUAGGCUUAAGCUUUUGUAUGGACCUCUUUUUGUUGAUGUCAGAAGUGAGGAUAUGGUGUUGUUGGGGAAGAACAAUGUUGGUGCCUUCUCUCAAAUGCCCUUGAAUGACACCAAUUUGGAAAUUAUUACGACGGUGAACAAUGUAGAUGUUGACGGUUAUGCUGCAGAUGAUUUGAAAGAAGAAUUCAACGCCAAUGAGAUGGUGUUUGAUGUAUAUGCGGGAGGACAUAUUGGUUUUAAGGUUGGGAAGAUGGAGAUGAACAAUGUUCCAUUUCUAGCUUCUUGCCAUCAAAUCAAGAUGAUGGAUGUGGAUUUUGAAAGAAGACCUCCAUGUGAUAUUAAGCUCUUUGCUAGCAGGUAA